AUGGGCUUCCCGUCCUCGAGUUCACUCCGACGACCCUGCGAUGAGCGCAUGGAGCAGGCUCCAAGUGGCUCAGAUACUCCUUUGGUUCCGAAAGAAGCACCUUGCUUGGGCUCUUUUCCAGCAUCCAAUCUCCAGAGAAGUGGCGGAACAAUCAAGCUGAAGAAACGAAACAAAAAGGCAAAAGAGAAUGCGUGCUCGACAAGAUCCUCGAAUCAGGCCCAGGAAAGACGACAAAAGUCCGGAAAAGCAGAGGCCGACGAUUCGGGACAUCUCAGACAGAGUGAUCAACCCGCUCUUCACCACUCCCUACUUGGAUACCGCAUCAACUACUCUGCGGACUCAGUCUCUCCCAAGGCCUCCAUCUCUUGCCUGCCUAUUGCUUUCCCAUCGACGGCCGGCCACGCAUAUAGAAAGGAACGCGCCAAACUGAACGCCUCGUGGCCGUCGCCAAGAAAGAGUUUGCCGACUGGCGACAUUCUUAUUGCCGAGGUCUCUUCCAGCACCCUUGCGACCGUCCGAGACAAGAUGGGCCCUGGAGCCGGAGGCGCGGUCUCUGCUGCUGCUGCUGCUGCUGCUGUUGUUGUCAAGACCGAUGACAGUGAUGACCGAUGGACUGACGAGCGGGGAUUGUUGUCAAGGGGAACUUGGAAGAGAAGGGAAGGAACGUCUGGUGAGUAA
This is a messenger RNA of Sordaria macrospora k-hell, 678 nucleotides long. RefSeq lists its product as uncharacterized. Lineage: Eukaryota; Fungi; Ascomycota; Sordariomycetes; Sordariales; Sordariaceae. The record is from RefSeq and is a predicted model, not a curated record.